Molecule: messenger RNA, 2001 nt
Organism: Peromyscus leucopus (white-footed mouse)
Lineage: Eukaryota; Metazoa; Chordata; Mammalia; Rodentia; Cricetidae
Gene: Mypop
Product: Myb related transcription factor, partner of profilin
Exons: 3
Coding region: 382-1569 (395 amino acids)
Biological process (GO): regulation of transcription by RNA polymerase II
Cellular component (GO): nucleus
Molecular function (GO): RNA polymerase II cis-regulatory region sequence-specific DNA binding; DNA-binding transcription factor activity, RNA polymerase II-specific
Source: RefSeq, a predicted model, not a curated record
GCUACUGGGGGCGGGGCCCAGAGGGGGAGGGAGAGGUGGGGGGGAGGGAAGAGGCUGCAGAAGCCGAAGCCCUGACCCACCGGCAGGCAGGGGCUGCGGCGGCGCGGACCGUCCCCCAAUACCCAUCAACUCCUCCGCGAGGCUUUCGGCCGCCGCGUGAAGCACAAGAUGGGCACUGGGCGGGCAUCACCUACGAGUAAGCACCUUUGAUUGCACUCAGCAGCUCGCCGCUCCCACCACCACUUUUGCACAGGGGACCGGAGGAGCCCGUGUCGGGGCGACACGGGGACACCGAGCCCCCGCCAGCGCUGUUCACCCUUUGCCCGCAGAGCCGGCGCCCCCCAUGCGCCAGGCAGCCGAUCGGUGGCGUCUGGGGGCGCCAUGGCCUCGGCGACCGAGGCGGCGGCGGCGGCGCCGGGCGAAGCGGAGGAGACCACUCGGCUCCGCAAACCGCGGUUCUCCUUCGAGGAGAACCAGAUCCUGAUCCGGGAGGUGCGCGCCCACUACCCUCAGCUCUACGGCGCGCAGAGCCGUCGGGUGAGCGUGGCCGAGCGGCGGCGUGUGUGGGACAGCAUAGCCAGCAAGAUCAACGGCAUCACCAGCUGGAAGCGCACGGGCCAGGAGGUUCAGAAGCGUUGGAACGACUUCAAGCGCCGCACCAAGGAGAAGCUGGCCCGAGUGCCGCACUCCACGCAGGGCGCGGGGCCCGCUGCCGAGGACGCCUUCUCCGCGGAGGAGGAGACGAUUUUCGCCAUCCUGGGGCCGGGUGUGGCGGGGCCCGGGUCUGGCGCUGGGGCUGAGGAGUCCCCGGCCGCUGCCUCCUCACAGCCGCAGGCUCCGACCGCUGGUACGCAGCGGUAUGUGCUGUCGGAGGACCGCAGGCAGGAUCGACGGGCAGAUACCCCAGCCCCCAGCAAAGGGGGCUCCAGCAGCCCAGAGUCCUGGGCCCGACCCUCGUGCAAGUCCCCGGAAGCCAAGGAGCGUGAGUCCCCGUCCCCUGCAGCCAUGCAGCCUGUCCAGCUGCCCCGCCUGGCCUUGUCUCCACCGCUCCCUGCCCCUCCACCGCCACCCACGCCGCUGGCCCAAGUGGCAUCCUCAUCCCCUAGUCCACCUCCUCCUCCUCGGCCCACCUCAGCCCCAGAACAGUCCCUGGACUUCCUGCGGGCUCAGCAGGAGACUGCCAAUGCCAUCAGGGAGCUGGCUGGCACCCUUCGGCAGGGACUGGCCAAACUGAGUGAGGCCCUCAGCACCCUGUUACCCCUUCUGCCGGGAACCCCAGCUGACCCGCUGCCUCCGCCCCCACCGCCACCUCCGCCCCCACCUCCCAAGCCAGCCCUGCCGCCACCUGCCCCCAAGGUGGAUGUUGCCCAAGAGCCUGUGUCCGUGGUAGCUGCUGUCGUGGAUGGGGCCGUAGUGGCAGCUAGGGGGGUGAUCAUGGCCCCUAGGAGCGAGGAAGGGGUGCCCAAACCACCCCCAGCUCCACCGCUUCCCCUCCACGACUCGCCACCACACAAAAGGAAGAAAGGCUUCCCUACACGGAAGAGGCGGGGCCGCUGGAAGUCUCCGUGAAAUCUACUCCUGUCCACGCUCCUGCCUGCAACCCUCUCCCUGCUUGGCGCAGUCGAGGAGGAAGAUGCUCUUUGCCUAUCCCAGCUGUACCCUGGCUUUCUGCUCUAGGGAAGUGAGCACCCCACUUCCUGUGCUAGUUAGUGCCUGAUUCUGUGGAUGGGACACCCUCAGCUCCCUGUCUCUGGUACAGUGGUGUCUGCCUGACUGCCUCCUGUAACCCCAACUUCUAAGCCAUCCAUUUUAUGUUGUUAUAUUGCCUCUUGUGGGGUGGGAGAGGACCUCCUGGCUCUGCGACAUGCCCCUUUGCCUCAUAGUUGCUGUUCUUGAAGAGAAGCCUCGCAUGGGGGCCUCCCCACUCCCCCAGCCCAGGCUUGGGAAGGGUGGGGGAGUUUGCUAGACAAAUCAGAAUGUAGAAAGCGGAGGACUUCAGGG